AUGUCGCAAAUUGCUUCCAAGAACAUUUACGAGCUGCUGGGCAAUGACCCCGAGCUCGACCCCGACAGGCCGGCUGACCCACCGACGAGGGCAAUCGAGAAGCCCGUCAUGAGGCACGGCAAGCGCGAGGGAACCGAUGCCCCCAAGCCCAUGCCCGAGAGGAUGAGCAACCAGAACCGUGCCAAGCAGUCCGACAACGCCAACGACAACGCAUUCCGGGAUCGCGGCGUCGGCUCUGACAAGAACCGCGGCAGGGGAUCUGGCGAGCCUACCAGCACUGGAGGUCGUGGUGGACAGCGUGGCCGCGGUCGCGGUGGACGCGGCGGUCGCGGAGGCGCUGCUCAGGGUGACCGUCAUAGCAGGACUGGCAUCGCCGAGCACGACAAGCAGGCCGCACACGGCUGGGGCGGAAAGGACGGCGAUGCCGAGUUGGCUGACGAGCAGGCUGGAGAGGCCAUGGCUCAGGCUGAAGAGAAGGACGCCAUCAAGGAGGACGCUGAGGGCGAGGCCGAUGCCGAGCCUGAGGACAAGAGCAAGUCCUACGCCGCCUACCUCGCUGAGCUCGCCGAGAAGAAGCUCUCUCUCGCCGCCCAGAACGUCCGCAAGGCCAACGAGGGCAGCAGCACCAAGUUCCCCGAGGGCACUGCUCUCGCCCGUGAGGAGCAAGAGGACUUCAUGGCCGGUUCCCAAGGCAAGGCCAAGCGCGAGCGCGCCCGCAAGGAGAAGGUCCACGUCGAGCUCGACGGUGACCGCAUGCUUGCUCCCCCUCCCCGUGAGGGCGGUAGCCGAGGAGGACGCGGCCGUGGCGAAGGUCGUGGCGAGUUCCGCGGUCGUGGCCGUGGCGGCGGUGAAUUCCGUGGCGAGGGACGUGGUCGCGGCGAAGGUCGUGGCGAGUUCCGCGGACGUGGCCGUGGCGGUGAGGGUCGUGGACGUGGCGAGGCCCGUGGUCGUGGAGGCCGCGGCGGUGCCCAGUCCAACAUCAACAUCACCGAUUCCAGCGCCUUCCCCAGCCUGGGCGCAUAG
This is a messenger RNA of Alternaria ethzedia, 1023 nucleotides long. RefSeq lists its product as uncharacterized. The record is from RefSeq and is a predicted model, not a curated record. Lineage: Eukaryota; Fungi; Ascomycota; Dothideomycetes; Pleosporales; Pleosporaceae. Bases 1 to 1023 code for a protein of 340 amino acids. Gene Ontology annotation, molecular function: RNA binding. The transcript is spliced from 6 exons. Gene Ontology annotation, cellular component: nucleus; cytoplasm.